Phytophthora nicotianae INRA-310 is the source of this 13098-nucleotide messenger RNA. RefSeq lists its product as hypothetical. The transcript is spliced from 3 exons. The coding region runs from base 1 to 13002 and encodes 4333 amino acids. Gene Ontology annotation, biological process: microtubule-based movement. NCBI's taxonomy places the organism in Eukaryota, Oomycota, Peronosporomycetes, Peronosporales, Peronosporaceae. The record is from RefSeq and is a predicted model, not a curated record. Gene Ontology annotation, molecular function: dynein light intermediate chain binding; ATP binding; minus-end-directed microtubule motor activity. Gene Ontology annotation, cellular component: dynein complex.
AUGAAAGGCGAGGAGGACUUGUCGUCCCAAAAUGUGGUGCGGGGCUCGCCCAAGCGGAGCCCCGUACGGUUGGCACGGUUGAAGAUGCUUCAAUGUGCCAUUAACACCCGCAACUGCGACGUCCGAGAUCUUACGGAUCAAGUUCCCAGUGCACGAUCCGAAAGACGAAUCAACCGACUUGAAGGACCUCAAGACGAAAUGCUGGAGACCAUGGGACCAUUGGGCGGACUAAUGGGUCCUGUUUCAAGAGGUGAACCACCACGAAAGCAGAGGAAGUUGUUGCAGGCGUCGUAUCGACCCGGUGAGAAGGUAGCGGCGAGUGUCGAGGACCGGGGAUACUACCGACUAAGCGACCGAAUCGGAGCGUACUACACGCAGUCAGCUCGAACUCUUACGCUCGAAAGGAUCUCCAGCUUUACAAAACGAGAAGCUCAUACACCAGUGAGUUUAACAAAGUCAUCAUUACGUUCAUCUUCGACAAGACCUAUGGCAAUGUGUCCGGCACUUACAUCUCCUUCCAAAUCCCAAUCGUCUUUUCGUUUUACGCAAGAAGAAACUUCUGUUUCACCUCGAGAAGAACGAUCAGAUAACACUGAAAAUGAAGAGCUUAGUGUGUUUGUCGAUGGAUCCAGAGCAUAUGCCCGACACGUGGAAAACAGUCAAGGUAUCUUCCGUUCUCCAUCACCUACAAAACCUUCUCUUCGAAGCCCCAAGUCGCGAUCAAAGUUUUCUAUUCAUGUUCAUGAAAAGACGAGUAAGACAUUGCUAGAGCCUGUACAGGCUACUCCUCGAACGUUUGAACUGGAGAAGCGACGCUACGUCAAGACUAUGGAAGCUUAUUGGAAGCAAGUGGACUUGUAUCUCGCUGCAGCGAGAACAGUACCGAUGGCGUCUGAGCGUCCUCAUCGCAUUCUUAGACGCUUGCAAGUCCCUCCUCCAACUGGACUGGAUGCUCUAGGUUUACAGGAAUUUGAUGAGCGAAGUGAAGCAAUGAUCGCCGAUAUCUUCCAGGAGGUCUAUGCUGAAUACUACGAGACUGUAGCGCGUAGUAUGCUGUCAUACGAUCUACUCGAUGCUAACACGUGCUUGAAAAUGAACAUCUACCCCCCGUUCUUACAGGCUGAGCAGAAAUGGUGGACCGACGAGACGUACCAGUCUGAUGCUUGGCGUGUACUUCGCCAAACUGGAGUCGACAGUGAUCGAGCGGAAGUGGCCCGAAGUCGAAUCCAACAGAACUUGUUUGCUAUUAAUCCAGUGACGUUUGCUCUUCAGGAGCAGUGGAUCAUGGAAACUCCUCCACCGGAAUGGGAGAUGUCGCCAACUGGAGGAGGAGCGACUUUUUCAACCAUUCUUUUCGUUGAUGUCCAUAGUCGUGAGUUUCGAGCCACGUUACCUAAAACAGUGGACCAUUUCGUGGACGCAAUCUCUAAACGUGCGGAUCUUGUCAAGGAUUGCUUGAAAACGUGCUGGAUUACAGCAGCAGCGAAGAGAGUGAAUGAGUGUGCACUUCAAUUGCGUUACUAUAGCGUUCGGAGUGGCUCAAAUGCAGCGGAUGGUACGGUGGUUCUUGGAGUAACAGGAGCGGUGAAAGCUGCUCAGAGUAAACGUGCUUCGCCAUCUAAAUCCAAGGCUGAUCCAUCGAGAACCUCUUCAGAUCAUAACAAACUUUUACGAGAUCGAAUGGAGUUUGAAGGGCUGGUUCAGAAACCUCAAGCGAAUCGACAGAUUAGCCCAAACGUUAACCCAGAAGACCCAGAAGCGACAAUGUAUCAGAAUUUCUCUGGUGUUCUUGAUGCAGCGGCAGUCUUGAUGGCGAGAAACUUGAGAGAAUCAGUUGAAACUUCAGUGAACACUUUUGUUGGCUUUAUUCGGCGAUUCUCCUGUCCGACUUUCAAUGGUGAGUCUGCUUUGCUGCUUGCGGUGGAUUGCACUAUCACGAGCGAUGGAACCAUUCGAACGCAGGACGGCUUCUUCAUUGAACCUUCUCCUAGUGCUCUACGCGAGAAAAUCGCAUCCUGUGUGGAUAUCAUCGUGGAAUCUUCGCACAGCUUUCCUCGAAUCGACGGCCAAACGAAAAUCCCUCCCAAGCUUCGCAGCUCAGCUACUCUCGGACCGAGCACAAUGACACUGGACGAUACUUUCGUCGUGAAGGCAAAAAACAAGUUGGCAGAGCUCAUUGCUGAGCAUAUGCACGAUCCGACAGAGAUUCUUGCUCUUUUCCAGCCUUACGACUACCUCAUAAGUGGGGAAUAUGAAGCCAAACUCGAGACAUUGAUUGAAUCAAGUGACAAGUUACUGCACGGUCCAGAGCCUCCUACUGCCAGCGAUAUUCUCAUAAACUAUCGAAGUGAGCUUAAUGAGCUAAAGAACUUGGAAAUUCGUGUCAAGGACGAAAUCUUUGAUAAAUACAGCUUCAAGCUCUUAGCAAUCUCCUGCACUGAUGUCAAAGUCAAGCUCGUGAACAAGAUCAAAUCCCACGCAAACAAAAUUCUAAGUAAAGUAUCAUCAGACAACACCAAGCAGAUGAGCUCGAUGAUUGCAGAAUAUGAGCAAAUUGGAGCGAAACUCGUUACUGAGCCAUUGGAUUCUUUCGAGCUCAAAGCGUUGGACAAGUUCUAUGUCACCAGCAUUGAUCUCAUUGAUGCACUGAACACCAAACUCUACGAAGACGUGUGUCGCUGUGUCCAGUUUCUAAAAGACUUUGACUUUCAGAUGUCCCGCGAAGAGAUUCAGCUUUUCUUUAAUACCUUCCGAUGGCCAGAAAAUAUCAAAGGAUUUCAACGUAAAAGUAUGGAGCUUCAGACCAAGCGACAACAUGAAUUGGAACUGAUUGUGGAAGGCCGUCAGGAACAGCUCACCACACAGUUUUCAUCUUUACAACGUCGUAUUGAGAAGAUGCGGGAUUACGCGAAUCUCGCCGACUCAGAAAACAUUCUAAAGCGUAUCGAGGCUGGUCGAAAGUCUCUAGAAGACGCUGAGACUGAGGCCGAAUCCAUUAAAGAGCAGGAAACGAUGCUCGGCAUGAGUGUUACGAAUAACCAGACAGCAUUGACGGACCUAUACGACAUGCUUGGCCCCAUUGAGAAAUUAUGGACGACGAUUUCUCAAACGAUGGAGAAGGUGACAUUUAGUCGCGAGGCUCCGUUAGCAACCGUGAAUGCAGAAGAGAUCGAACGUGACUGUGACCAACUUCGUCGCACUAUCGUGAAGAUUAUCAAGGAAUGCGAAAAGAACACCGACGUGUACGCUGUGGCUAUCACGAUGGCCCAAGAAGUGAAGAAAACGCUGGAUGAUAUGCUAGAUAAUAUCAUUCCAUUGAUGGUAUUGCUGUGUACUCCCGGAAUCCGUGAGCGACAUUGGGAGGAAAUCGAGCGUAUCACUGGAAUUGAGGUCCAAGUUCACGAAGGAUCGAAUAUAAACCAGAUGAUAGAACUCGGUUUGCACCGACAUACGAGCGCGAUCGAAGAAACGUGUGUCAGUGCUUCGAAGGAAUACUCACUUGAGAAAGCCCUCGACAAGAUGGAGACGGAGUGGGUGGGUGUUAACUUCUCUACGAAGGAGUAUCGGUCGACAGGCACUUCCAUUCUGUGCUCGACUGAUGAAAUCCAGCAAAUUAUCGAUGACCAAAUCGUCAAGACCCAAUCCAUGCGAGGCAGUCGAUACAACAAGCCGUACUUCGAACGGAUCAGCAAGUGGGAAAAGAUGCUCAUAUGUAUACAAGACAUCAUGGAUAACUGGAUCAAGGUACAGGCAACGUGGCUGUACUUGGAGCCAAUUUUCAGCUCUGAUGAUAUCAUGCGGCAGAUGCCUGUCGAAGGUGCGCUAUUCCGAAAAGUUGACUCGAAUUGGCGCCGAAAUAUGCAAGAAACCGUGGCCUCUCCUGCUGUUUUAACGGUGGCGGAGCGCAGUGACUUGCUUCCAAGUCUGCAGCAGUCGAAUUCAGACUUGGAUACAAUCCAGAAAGGUCUGAAUGAUUAUCUGGAAACCAAGAGGCUGUACUUCCCGCGCUUCUUCUUCUUGUCGAACGACGAAUUACUUGAGAUUCUCGCUGAAACGAAGGACCCGCUACGUGUACAACCACACCUAAAGAAGGCAUUUGAUGGGAUCUCCCAGCUUGAGUUCCAGGCCAACUUGGAUAUCACUGCCAUGCUUAGUCCCGAGAUGGAAAAGGUGCCGUUCAGGUACGAGAAAAUCUCUCAAAAUCUUAUCAAUCCGAACAAUUCUGGAGGAAAUGUCGAAGUGUGGCUGGAAGAAGUUGAGAUGACUAUGAAGAAGAGUGUAGCGUUGCAUUUAGACGGAUCGAUUAUGGAUUAUCCGACAAAAGAUCGCUUGGAGUGGGUGCAACAAUGGCCAGGCCAAGUGGUGCUGGCUGUUAACCAGACAAUGUGGACGCAACACAGCGAAAAAGCACUCAACAGUUGUGCCAAAGACCCUAAUGCACUACAUGAUCACUUGGAAGUACUGAGGACUGAACUGAAGCGAACAGUUGAAAUGGUUCGUGGCGAACUACCGAAGCUUAUUCGCAUCACACUGGGAGCUCUUGUAGUCAUGGACGUGCACAACCGAGAUACAAUCGCAGAGCUGGUCGAUCUGAAAAUCACGGAUAAAAUGGACUUCGAUUGGCUUGCCCAAUUGCGAUACUACUGGAUCCAAGGCGGAGUCUCAGCGACAACUGGGAAGCCUCAUACUCUUGAAUGUCGAAUGAUCAACACGCUUGCACUCUACGCAUUCGAAUACCUCGGAAACAGUAUGCGUUUAGUGAUCACCCCGCUUACAGAUAGAUGCUACCGAACUCUAACAGGAGCUAUUCACUUGAAUCUUGGAGGUGCGCCUGAGGGUCCUGCUGGAACAGGCAAGACAGAAACGACCAAGGAUCUUGCAAAAGCGAUUGCAAUUCAGUGCGUGGUAACGAAUUGCUCAGAUGGACUCGAUUAUCUUGCAAUGGGGAAAUUUUUCAAAGGUCUCGCGAGUUCAGGCGCAUGGGCCUGUUUUGACGAGUUCAACCGUAUUCAAUUGGAGGUGCUUUCGGUUAUUGCUCAACAGAUUCUCUGUAUUCAAUUGGCCAAGGCUCAGCAUCUUACCACCUUCAUUUUUGAAGGUACAGAGCUGCGACUUAAUCCUACGUGCUGUCCUUUCAUUACGAUGAACCCUGGAUAUGCAGGACGAGCAGAACUGCCGGAUAACUUGAAAGUUUUGUUCCGUACGGUGGCGAUGAUGGUCCCAGAUUAUGCGAUGAUUGCCGAAAUUAUGCUGUAUUCUUACGGGUAUAUGGACGCAAGUGCGUUGUCCAAGAAGAUCACGACCACAUACACGCUGUGCUCGGAGCAGUUGUCCUCACAGUCUCACUAUGACUACGGAAUGAGAGCUGUUAUGGCUGUGCUUCGAGCUGCCGGCAACUUAAAGCGAGCUGAGGGCCAUUUGCGAGAAGAUACACUAGUUCUGCGAUCGAUUAUUGAUGUCAACUUGCCCAAGUUCCUGUCGCCCGAUGUGCCUUUAUUCAAUGGUAUCGUAUCCGAUCUCUUCCCUGGCGUAACGAUUGAUCCUCCUGAUCGACGGGACAUGCUCAAUUCAAUCAACCAUGUCUGCAAACAAAUGAACCUACAACCCGUCCCUAACUUUGUGGAAAAGGUGAUUCAAAUCUACGAAAUGAUGAUCGUUCGUCACGGAUUUAUGGUCGUAGGAAUGCCGUUCUCAGGCAAGACGUGUUCAUGGAGAGUGCUGUCCGAAGUAUUAGCCCAUUUGCACCAAAAAUUUCCGAAUGAUUCUCGCUAUACCAACGUUAUUGUCUCCGUGAUUAACCCGAAAUCGGUGACAAUGGGACAGCUGUAUGGCCAAUUCGAUGCCGUCUCUCACGAAUGGAAUGACGGUGUACUUGCCAUCAACUACCGGAAUCUAGCGAAUAAUCCUUCGCCGGAUCGCAAAUGGCUGAUGUUUGACGGUCCAGUUGAUGCGGUUUGGAUUGAAAACAUGAACACUGUGCUCGACGAUAACCGCAAAUUGUGCUUGAUGAGUGGAGAGAUUAUCGCUAUGAGUUCAGUUAUGAGCAUGAUGUUCGAACCCAUGGAUUUGCUGGUCGCUUCUCCUGCCACAGUUUCUCGUUGUGGUAUGAUUUACAUGGAACCCGAGCAAUUAGGUUGGAUCCCAGUGCUCAAUUCGUGGCUGGACUCGAUCACAGUGGUGGAAGGCAGCAAGGACACCCCUUUCGGACCAUUUGAAAUCAACAGCGAGCAGCGAAACCUCAUCUACUUCCUGUUCUCGUGGCUUGUUGAGCCCUGCAUUGCGUUUGUUCGAAAAGAGCUGGUUGAGCUCUCCCCGACUGUGGAUACGAACCUGGUGCAGAGUCUUAUCCACAUCUUCGAGGCACAACUGUGUAAGCUUCCGAAAGACACAGCGUCGAAGAAAAAAGCCGCGAUUGAAGCGCUCUUCAUGUUUUCCCUUACGUGGUCUGUAGGUGAGAGUAUCAGCGCAGAAGGUAGAAUCAAGUUUUGCGACUUCGUACGCUCUAUCAUGGAGAAUAUUCAGUCGCUGGAGAGCAAAUACAUCGUUGUAAGUCGAGCACUUCAAGUUCGCAAGUGGGAGAAACCAGCCUUUGAAGACGGGAAAAAUACGUACACUCUAGCACUUCCAGUGCCUGCUAAAGGUAACUUACAUGACUACUACUUUAACAUCGAAGAGAACAAAUGGUUCAAGUGGGAAGAAAUGCUCAAGCCGUACGUUAUCCAGCCCAAUACGCCGUUCAAUCAGAUCGUCGUACCUACAAUCUUCACUGCUCAGUUGGAAUAUCUAGUGCAGCUUCUUGUGACGAACAAGAGGAAAGUAUUAGUUUGUGGUCCAACAGGAACAGGAAAAUCUUGUUAUAUGACCUCGAUUUUGAGUGAGGUACUACCACAAGACCAAAAUUCAGUCAUCAUGCUGUCAUUCUCGGCAAAAACGUCAGCUAAUAUGACGCAGAAUAUCAUUGACGGUAAGCUCGAUAAACGCCGUAAGGGAGUGUUCGGUCCACCAUUAGGCAAGAACGCUAUCGUUUUCGUCGAUGAUCUCAACAUGCCGCUGGUGGAAACGUAUGGUGCUCAACCACCGAUCGAAUUGGUCCGACAACUUAUCGAUAGCGAGGGAUACUACGAUCUCAAGGAAAUGUCCUGGCGUAAGAUUGUCGACACUAUUGUACUUGCGGCUAUGGGACCACCAGGUGGUGGAAGGAAUAACGUCACCCCUCGCUUGCUUCGCCACUUCAAUCUGCUGUGUAUUUCUGAAUUUGAUGAUGCUACACUAACUCGUAUCUUCACCACGAUUCUGGACUGGUACUUUGGUUCGAAUCCAUUUAUUCCGGAGGUUAAACGACUCUCAGAAGCCGUGGUUUCUGCCACUCUCGAGCUGUAUCAAUCCGCCAUGAUGUCGCUCCUUCCCACUCCUAAGAAGUCUCAUUAUACAUUCAAUCUACGAGAUUUCUCUCGAAUCGUCCAAGGAAUUAUGCUGGUAGUACCAAACGACCAGUUUAAUGCCAAUAGCUUAGUGAAGCUGUGGGUGCACGAAUCGCUUCGAGUGAUCGGUGACCGUUUGAUCGACGAUGAGGAUCGCGAGUGGUUCAAUGAAGUUCAGAAGAAAAUCACCAUUAAACACUUUGCAACAAAUUUCGACAAAGUUUUCGCAAGUCUCAAACGCGGUCGAGAAGGCCCCGUUACAGCUGUUGACAUGCGAAAUCUCUUCUUUGGGGACUAUAUUGAUCCUGAUGCAAGUCCGAGACUCUACAAGGAAGUGGACGUUCGUCUGGACUCUGAUUUUGACGGUAUUGCACAACUCAUUCAAUGUCUUGAUGGGUACUUGACGGAGUACAAUGGAGUCAGUCGAAAGCCAAUGAAUCUGGUCAUGUUCUUGUUCGCCAUUGAGCAUUUGUCCCGUAUUGUUCGCGUACUCAACAUGCCUGGUGGUAACGCACUUCUUGUCGGUGUGGGUGGCAGUGGACGGCAAAGUCUUACGCGGUUGUCUGCGUUUAUUGUCGACUUUGAGAUCAAGCAGAUCGAGAUCUCGAAGAAUUAUACGAUGAUCGAGUGGCGCGAAGACAUGAAAGAUGUCUUACGUAUGGCUGGCACUGGUGCAAGACCGCUGGUGUUCUUGUUCAGUGAUACCCAGAUCAAAUACGAUGGAUUCGUGGAGGAUAUCAAUAACAUGUUAAAUUCAGGAGAAAUCCCGAAUUUGUUCCCGUACGAUGAGCGUGUGGGUAUAUGUGAAGCUGUCCGUCCGCACGUCAAGGAAAAAUUCGGCAAAGCAGUGGGGGACAAUAUGAAUCAAACACAACUGUACGCGUUUUUCCUACAGCGCGUGCGUAGUAACUUGCACAUUGUACUGGCGUGUUCCCCUAUCGGCGAUGCCUUUAGAGACCGACUGCGGAAGUUCCCUUCACUUAUUAACUGCUGUACCAUUGACUGGUUCACUGCGUGGCCGUCUGAUGCUCUCGUGGCUGUGGCUGAGAAAUUCUUAGCUGAUGUCGAAAUGGAUAGCGCAAAUGUCCGCAAAGCCAUUGUAGACACUUGUCAAUAUUUCCACGUGAGCGUGAUGGAGCUUUCAGAUAAAUUCUUGAAGAAUCUGCGGCGUCAGAACUACGUGACACCAACGUCGUAUCUUGAGCUUAUCGUGGCGUUCAAGGGUUUCCUUGCACGUCGACGCGAAGCUGUACAAGGCGCACGUAAUCGGUACGUUGUUGGUUUGGAGAAGAUCAACUUUGCAGAAAACAAUGUGGCGGUGAUGCGGAAAGAGUUGGAAGACUUGCAGCCAGUACUUGAUCAGUCGAAGAAAGACACAGAUAUUCUGAUGGAGGAGAUCAAAGCGAAGCUCCCUGGAGUCGAAGUACAACGUAGUGAAGUCCAAGCUGACGUUGCGGUGGCUGACGCUUCUAAAGCGGAGUGUGAACAGCAGAAGGCUAGUGUCGAGGCAGAUUUAGCGGAAGCCAUUCCAGCAUUGGAAGAGGCUCUAAAGGCUCUGGAUACUAUCAAACCAAGUGAGAUCAACGAAGUAAAAGCAAUGAGUAACCCGCCUGCAGGCGUGAAGCUCGUGUGUGAAGGUGUCUGCGUCAUGCUUGGCAUUAAACCAGCUCGUAUUCCAGACCCACAAGACCCGUCAAAGCGUAUCAUGGACUACUGGGGUCCUUCACAGAAAAUGCUGAGUGACCCGACUUUUAUCACGACGCUCAAGAAAUUCGACAAGGACAAUCUUGAUCCUAAAACCAUGAAAAUUGUUGUCAGUAAGUAUAUCGCUGACGAGAAUUUUAGUCCAGAAAAGGCAGAGAAGGCCUCGAAAGCAGCCGCAGGGCUGUGUAAAUGGGUCCACGCGAUGGCUUUGUAUGAUAACGUCUCCAAGGUUGUUGCACCUAAACGUGAGGCACUAAGAGUAGCCGAAGCACAACUCGCCGAAGUGAUGCAAAAGCUUAACGAAAAAUUGUCCCAGUUGAAACAAGUGGAGGACGGUUUAGCAGAAUUGCAGCGGCAAUUUGACUUUGCGACUAAGCAAAAGGAAAAUCUUGAGUACCAGGUGGAUCUUACAGGUAAAAAGCUCGUCCGAGCGUCGACGUUGAUUGAAAGUCUUGGAGGUGAGAAGACCCGUUGGACAGAGUUUGCGGAACAGCUAGCGGUUCAAUACAGCAGAUUGACAGGAGACGUGCUGGUAUCGGCCGGAGUGGUGGCGUAUCUCGGGCCGUUUACGUCGUUAUACCGACACGAUGCCGUGCACGACUGGGUGGCACGUUGCAAGCAGCUUGAUAUUCCUUGCAGCGAUUUCCCAUCUCUCAAUGGGUCACUUGGUGACGCUGUUCAAAUUCGAAAGUGGAAUAUCGACGGACUCCCGACUGACGGCUUCUCUGUUGAUAACGGUAUCAUCGUCUUCAAUUCACGUCGAUGGCCUCUAAUGAUUGAUCCACAGGGCCAAGCCAAUAAGUGGAUUCGUAACAUGGAGAAAGAUAACCAAAUGACGGUGAUUAAACUCACAGAUACCGACUACAUGCGAACGCUCGAAAAUUCGGUACAGUUUGGCACUCCAGUAUUACUGGAAAAUGUCGGUGAAGAACUUGAUCCAUCACUCGAGCCAUUGCUACUAAAGCAGACGUUCAAGCAGGGUGGGGUGACAUGUAUCCGACUGGGUGAUUCGACUGUUGAAUACGCCGAAAGUUUCCGUUUCUACAUUACGACCAAGUAUCGUAACCCACACUAUUUGCCAGAGGUGUCGGUGAAGGUGACGCUUUUAAACUUUAUGAUCACACCACAUGGUCUGGAAGAUCAACUUUUGGGUAUCGUCGUUGCUCAAGAGCGACCAGAUCUGGAAGAACAGAAGAACAAAUUGAUUGUUCAGAAUGCACGAAACAAGGGACUACUCAAGGAAAUUGAAGACAAGAUUUUGAACAUUUUGUCGUCAUCACAAGGAAAUAUUCUCGAGGACGAAGAUGCCAUCAACACAAUGAACCAGAGUAAACAAGUCGCAGAUGAGAUCAAAAAAGAGCAACAAGUUGCCGAAAAGACCGAAUUGGAGAUCGAUACAGUUAGACAAGGCUACAAACCUGUGGCUUAUUCAAGUCAAGUGUUAUUCUUCUGCAUCGACCAACUUGCGAACAUUGAGCCAGUCUAUCAGUACUCGCUCUCCUGGUUCAUCAACUUGUUCAUCGCCAGCAUUCAGAACAGCGAUCGAUCACCAGAUCUCACUCAGCGUCUGCUCAACCUUGACGCUCAUUUCACUUACUCACUUUAUCGCAAUAUCUGCCGCUCCUUGUUGGAGAAAGAUAAGCUCAUGUUCUCCUUCCUGCUGUGUAUCUCCAUCAAACAAGGGAAGCACGACAUUGAGAGCAGUGAAUGGUAUUUCUUGCUCACUGGAGGUGUAGCUCUCUCGGAACCGCCUCCAAAUCCAGCAAAGCUUUGGCUGAGUGACAAACAGUGGGCAGAAUUCUCACGACUGAGCGCUCUACCUGCUUUCCAAGGCAUCAUCGAGGACUUCAUCGAUAACGAAGACCAAUGGAAGGCUGUGUACGAUAGCCCUGUCGGUCAUACCCUUCUUUUCCCUGGUGUGUUGGGGAAAGUUAGUGAGUUUCGUCGACUCCUGGGUCUACGAUGUAUCCGUCCUGACCUUCUCGUCGUUGGAAUCCAGCAGUUCUUAGUCAAAGAAAUGGGUGAAAAGUUCGUCAAGCCUCCUCAAUUCGAUUUGGCGCUCUCUUACUCGGACAGUAGCGUGUCGUCGCCUUUGGUGUUUAUCUUGUCUCCAGGAUCCGAUCCGAUCAGCUCAGUGCUUAAGUUUGCAGACUCACUUCGACAGAAGGCAGAGACGAUUUCACUUGGUCAAGGUCAAGGUCCCAUUGCUGAACGGAUGAUCGUACGUGCUCGUGAAGCUGGUUCGUGGGUUGUGUUGCAGAAUUGCCACUUAGCGCCAAGUUGGAUGCCUGUGAUGGAGAAGAUCGCUGAAGAUAUCAAGCUCGACAACACACACCCAGAUUUCCGACUGUGGUGCACUACGUACCCGUCCGAUGUUUUCCCUGCUGCAGUGCUGCAAAAUGGUGUUAAGAUGACAAACGAACCUCCGCAAGGUCUUCGUGCAAACCUCAUGGGCUCGUACAUGUCCGACCCGAUAGGUGAGAAAGGGUUCCUGGAAUCGGUGGUCAAAGGCACGGAGUUCCGUGUACUGCUUUAUUCGCUGUGCUUUUUUCACGCUUUGGUGCGUGAGCGCCGUCAAUUUGGUCCUUUGGGCUGGAACAUUCAGUAUGAAUUCAACGAGUCCGACCUGAGUAUCAGUAUUCGUCAAUUGGCCAUGUUUAUUGAUGAGAACGUUCAAUUACCACUGCGCGCUUUGAAUUAUUGCACCGGAGAGUGUAAUUACGGUGGACGUGUGACGGAUGACAAGGAUCGACGUACACUCAUGUCUGUUCUGGGUAAAUUCUACUGCUUGGACGUGUUCAAAGAGGACUAUGCGUUCGAUGAGCAAGGAUUAUACACGAUACCACCUGAUGGCGAGUACGAAUCGUACCUAAAAUUCAUUGAAGGUUUGCCUUUAGUGGCUCCUCCUGGAGUAUUUGGACUGCACGAUAACGCUACGAUCACUAAAGACCAAAAUGCAACAGCCAAGCUUUGUCGCGAUGUGCUACUUACUCAAAGUUCGGGUGGUGGGAGUGAAGGUAGUAGCGGAUCAUCCCAAGAAGAACUCGUCGAAGUUGUGGCAAAUGAUAUUUUAUCACGUUUACCGCCGAACUUUGAUAUGGAAGUUGCGCAAAUUCGAUACCCAGUGCGAUGGGACGAGUCCAUGAACACGGUGCUCUGCCAAGAACUGGUACGCUUCAACAACCUAAUGUCAACUAUCCGGUCGAGUCUUGAGAGUUUGCAAAAGGCGCUGAAGGGCCUCGUGGUCAUGUCGGCUGAGCUUGAAAAUGUGUCCAAGAGCUUGUUUUAUGGCAAAAUUCCAGCGCUGUGGGCGUCCAAGUCGUAUCCUUCGCUGAAGCCACUUGGUAGCUACGUGACGGACUUGUUGGAGCGCAUUGCGUUCUUCAACAAGUGGCUGUUGGAAAAGCCUCCGGUCGUGUUUUGGAUCUCGGGUUUCUUUUUCACACAAGCGUUCUUGACUGGUGCCAGCCAGAACUAUGCCCGGAAAUAUACUCUGCCAAUUGAUCAAUUGGGGUUCGACCACGAACCGAUGCCAAGGAAUGACUACGCGCAACCACCAAAGGACGGCGUGUAUGUGCGCGGGUUGUUCCUUGAAGGUGCGAAAUGGGAUAAAUCAACGCACGAAUUGGGGGAAUCAGAUCCAAAGGUACUGUUUUCUCUGGCACCGGUGCUAUUAUUCCAACCGGUAAAGAAGACCGAAAUGAGUAAACGCAGCUCGUACUCGUGUCCAGUCUACAAAACAAGCGAGCGACGAGGUACACUAUCAACUACGGGCCACUCGACGAACUUCAUCUGCUUCAUCCGCUUGCCAACAAGCAGACCGGAGGCACAUUGGGUCGCACGUGGCGUGGCCAUGCUGUCCCAAUUGGAUGACUAGAUAAUAGGAGAGGGCUAUGAAGAUCUUAGUGCACGUAUACAUCAUUACACGGACUACUCUAAAUACAUUGCAAACUUGCUGACAGAAUUUCUCGCC